Emiliania huxleyi CCMP1516 is the source of this 3176-nucleotide messenger RNA. RefSeq lists its product as hypothetical. Gene Ontology annotation, cellular component: SUMO activating enzyme complex; cytoplasm. The coding region runs from base 9 to 3176 and encodes 1055 amino acids. The record is from RefSeq and is a predicted model, not a curated record. The transcript is spliced from 8 exons. Gene Ontology annotation, biological process: protein sumoylation. NCBI's taxonomy places the organism in Eukaryota, Haptophyta, Isochrysidales, Noelaerhabdaceae. Gene Ontology annotation, molecular function: SUMO activating enzyme activity.
CGAUCACCAUGUCCGACGUGCCCGCCAUUGAUGAGGACCUGCAGUCGCGCCAGAUGGCAGUGUAUGGCCGCGAGGCGAUGCAGAACCUCAAGCGUGCGAACGUGCUCAUCUCUGGCCUAAACGGCCUGGGCGCCGAGGUCGCAAAGAAUGUGAUUCUCGCCAACGUCAACUCGGUGACGCUGCACGACGCCUGCGCCGCCGCGCCGGCGGAUCUGGGCUCGCACUUUUACCUCAGCGCGGCAGAUGUCGGCCGGAACCGCGCCGAGGCGUGUGUGCAGCUCAUGCAAGAGCUCAACCCGUCGGUCCGCGUGGCGGCGCUCAGCGGCACGUUCCCGACUCAGCGGCUGGCAGAGUGGAACGUGGUGGUGGCGAUCGACAUGGCGGAGGCGGACGCCGUCAAGCUGGACGCCCUCUGCCGCGCCGCCUCGCCUCCGAUCGCGUUCCUCCGCGCCGACGUCCGCGGCCUCUGCGGCUCGGUCUUUGUCGACCUCGGCCCCGAGUUUGUGUGCGUCGACCCGACUGGCGAGGCGGUCAAGUCCGCCAUUGUGGAGCGGGUGGACGUGGCCGGGACGAGCGCCUCGGGCGAGACGAAGCUGACCAUCCAGUGCGUCGACGACGAGCCCCUCGAUCUCGACGACGGAGAUCACAUCUCCUUCUCCGAGGUGUGCGGCAUGACUGGCCUCAACGGCGCCGGAGCGCUGCCCGUCUCGGACGUCUCCAAGGGCAAGAAGCGCUUCAGCGUGACGGUGCCUGCGGCGCAGCAGCUCGGCGGCGAGUACACGCGCGGCGGCAUCGUGACCGAGAGCAGGCAGCCAAAGCGCCUCUCGUUUCGCCCCCUCUCCGACUUUCUCGCGCUGCCCGGCGAGCUAGCGGAGGCGGACGACCCGGCGGCCAACGUCUGCUACGGCCGCUCCGGGCUGCUGCACCUCGCCUUCCGCGCGCUCGACGCCUACCGCGCGGCACACGGCGGCGCGCUGCCUCCGCCGGCGGACGACGCGGCGGCCGAGGAGCUGCUCGGCUUGGCGCGCGGCAUCAACGACACGGCGCCCGCCGACGCCAAGGUGAAGCAGCUCGACGACCCGAGCCGGAGCGGAGUGGUCCGGCUGCUCUCGCGCGGCGCCUGCGCGGUUCUCUCUCCGAUGGCGGCCAUCUUCGGCGGCGUAGUCGGCCAGGAGGUCAUCAAGGCCGCGACGGGCAAGUUCCACCCGAUUGUGCAGGGCUUCUACCUGGACGCGCUCGAGUGCGCGCCCGAGUCGCUCCCCCCGGGCGAGGUGUCUGCCGAGGCGCUGCACGCGGCGGGGAGGUACGCGGCACAGGCGGCCGUCUUUGGCAGAUCCUUCGUCGGCAAGCUGCGCGAGCUCAACGUCUUUUUGGUCGGCUCGGGCGCGCUCGGCUGUGAGUUCCUCAAGGGCUUCGCCAUGCUCGGCGUCGCGUGCGGCGACGGCGGCAAGCUCGCCGUCACCGACGACGACAUUAUCGAAAAGUCGAACUUGUCGCGCCAGUUCCUCUUCCGAAACCACAACGUGGGCCAGUCCAAGUCGCUCUCCGCCUGUUCGCGUCGCCCGUGUGCGCAGGCCGUCACGCGGAUGAACCCGGAGCUGCACGCGCGCGCGCUGCAGGACCGCGUCGCGCCGGAGACAGAGGGCGUCUUCGACGCGCCCUUCUGGCGCUCCCUCGACGUGGUGGUGAACGCGCUCGACAACGCGCGUCUCUACGUCGACGGCCGCUGCGUCCUCUUCACAAAGCCGCUGCUCGAGUCGGGCACGCUCGGCGCAAAGUGCAACACGCAGGUCGUGCUGCCGCACCGCACGGAAAACUACGGCGCCUCGCGCGACCCGCCCGAGAAGCAGGCGCCUCUCGCCACCGCCGCCCUCCCCACCACACCCCUCGCCGCCGCCACCGCCCCUCCGCAUCCCUCGCCACCUCCCUCGCCCCCGCCACCAUCGCCGCCACCCAGCCCACCUCCGCCGGACGUGCGCGUCACCUGCGGCGCGCCCGGCGGCUGCAUCGACGUCCUCGUCGCCGAGCGUGCCACCACCUUUGCGCAGUGCGUCGGCUGGGCGCGCCGCCGCUUCGAGACGUACUUUCACAACCGGAUCGCGCAGCUCCUCUUCAACUUCCCGCCCGACGCAAUCACCUCCCAAGGCGUCCCCUUCUGGUCGCCGCCCAAGCGGCUGCCCCGACCCCUCGCCUUCGACCUGGGCGACCCGCUGCAUAUGCAGUUCGUGCUGGCGGCGGCGCGGCUGCGCGCGCACCUCUUCGGCCUCGCCCCGCCCUCGCCGGACGCGUGGGGGGAGAGCGAGGUGCGGGCGCUGCUCGCCACGCCGGACGCGGCGGUGCCUCCCUUCACGCCGGCGAUGGACGCCUCCAUCGAGACGGACAACAAGGAGGAGGACGAGCGGCGCAAGGCCAAGGCCGCCGCGGAGGCCAUCCCCGACGAGCAGAAGAUCGCCGCGGCCACCGCCGAGCUGGCGGCUGCGCGCGGCUCGCUGCCGGCGGGCUUCAAGGUGGACGACGACACCAAUUUCCACAUGGACUUUAUCUCCGCCUUUGGUAACUUGCGCGCGCGCAACUAUGCGAUCGACGAGAUCGACAAGUUCCAAGCCAAGCUCAAGGCGGGCCGCAUCAUCCCGGCCAUCGCGACCGCCACGGCGAUGGCGACGGGCUUCGUGCUGCUCGAGUUGUACAAGGAGGUCGCGGGCAAGCCGCUCGAUCGCCGGCGCAACCUCUUCGCGAACCUGGCGCUGCCAGGGCCGCUCCUGUCGUUGUCGGAGCCGAUGGCGUGCGCAAAGAUCAAGUCGGGGCAGCGGUGGGACCCGGACAUGUACAUGGACGUGGACGAGGUUGCGUACCCCGAAGGGCACUCGCUCUGGGACCAGAUCCCCGUCCCCGGCGCGGCGAGCAUGACCCUCGAGGCGCUGCGCUCCUGGUUCACGACGCACCACCAACUCGUGCUCACGGAGCUGACGCUGAUGCACGGCGCGCACGCGCGCGCUCGCGCCCUUCCUGUUGGAGCGCUCACGCCCGGCACACCUCCCCGCGUCAGGCUCAAAGUCGGUGAGCGUCUUCUCGAGCAGCCGCUCGAUUGGCGACGCCGACGCCAACCUCGCGACGCCGCUGCCGCAGCUGAUCGCCUCAAAGACGGGCGCCGACACGAGCAAGAUGGCCUUCUAUGA